Messenger RNA from Lycium barbarum (goji berry), 2398 nucleotides. Its product is annotated as omega-amidase, chloroplastic-like. Gene Ontology annotation, biological process: oxaloacetate metabolic process; L-glutamine metabolic process. Gene Ontology annotation, cellular component: mitochondrion. The transcript is spliced from 10 exons. Gene Ontology annotation, molecular function: omega-amidase activity. Bases 826 to 1917 code for a protein of 363 amino acids. The record is from RefSeq and is a predicted model, not a curated record. Lineage: Eukaryota; Viridiplantae; Streptophyta; Magnoliopsida; Solanales; Solanaceae.
UCACUAGAGAACACAAAGCAUUCACCGGCAUUCAUAGUUGGCAGAUGCAUCCAACGGCGACGACUAGGGUCAAAAGAUCCCAUUCAAGCAUAUAGAAGGAGAAAUAAACCUAAUGCUCAAUCACCAUUUUGUCACUGAUAUUUGUAAAGCUCUCCGCUCCUGAUUAAUGAGAGAAAGCUACUAUUCAAAGAUGCUAUGGCACCGUAAUCUGACCUAGAGCAACGAAUAAGACAAUUGAUGGAAUUGUCAUGCCCAAUGGCAUGAAUAAGAGGGUCUGAAAUAGAAUUAUCCCCAACAUGACGUAGAUCCAAAUCUAAAAGAAGCACCAUUUCCGCAGCCUUGCUCUGAUCUGGAUUCUCAACCUUGUGCUCUUCCUCACAAGAGGAUUGCAUAAAAUGAAGAGAGAAACUGAUCGGAAUAUAAGGAUAGUUAUUUGUGUUGUGUUUUCUCCGGUAGAAGAAGAAGAUUUGGGGUUUUCAAGUUUCAACCAAGGAUGGCAUUCUCUCAAAAAUCAUUAAAGUAAGCUAUGGCUUUUGCUUUGGGGCAUAAUCUUUUACACCUUUAUCUCUCUUCUUCUGCUCGUCUCUCUUUUUGUUCCGCUCUAUUUUCUUUCAACUACUUGAAAGAUACUCUUGAAGAAUAGAAAUUAAAUUGGGGUGGAGGGGUUUUAUCGACAAUUAACUACGCUAUUGCAGUUGUUAAUGAAUCAGAUAUGAUUUAUUUAACCAAGUUUAACAAUCCAAGGAGGAAAGUUAAUUAAAAUGCCAAAAGAGUAAUGAAAUAAAUAUAAUUAACAUCCAAACAAACUAAAGGAGAUUCUGAAAAAUGAAGGCCAUAGUGCUCACAAGACCACCACCUUCUUCUUCUUCAACGUGCUUCCUUCACAGUACCAACUCCACUCUCUCUUUCAAAUUUCUCUCAAAUUCAAGCAAUUUGGCCAAUAAGAGAAAUUUGGCCAAGUCGUUGCAUUCUGCAACUAUGGAAAGUGGUUCCGUCUUUAAAGCUGAGGAAGCUAGGGUUCCUGCAGCACUUCCUUUGCCUACUUCACCUGUAACCAAGUUCAAGAUUGCUCUUUGCCAAUUAUCUGUAACUACCUACAAGGAGAGAAACAUUGCUCAUGCUCAGCAGUCAAUAGAAGAUGCUGCAGACAAGGGUGCUCAGCUUAUUCUUCUCCCUGAAAUAUGGAAUAGUCCAUAUUCCAACGACAGUUUUCCAGUAUAUGCAGAGGACAUUGAUGCUGGUGGAGAUGCGUCUCCUUCAACUAGGAUGUUAUCUGAAGUUUCUCGGAGUCGAAAAGUUACAAUUAUUGGUGGCUCUAUACCUGAACGCAGUGAUGAUAAAUUAUAUAACAGUUGUUGUGUCUUUGGCACAGAUGGAAAGCUUUUAGCCAAGCAUAGGAAGAUACAUCUCUUUGACAUUGACAUUCCAGGGAAGAUGACUUUCAAAGAAUCAAGGACCCUAACAGCUGGAGCGAGACCUACUAUUGUAGACACAGAGGUUGGCCGUAUUGGUAUUGGUAUAUGCUAUGACAUUCGCUUCGAAGAACUAGCGGCUAUCUAUGCUGCAAGAGGUGCUCAUCUGCUUUGUUAUCCUGGCGCCUUUAACAUGACCACUGGACCACUGCAUUGGGAGUUGUUGCAACGGGCAAGGGCUGCAGAUUGCCAGUUGUAUGUAGCAACGUGUUCACCCGCCAGAGACAGUGGUUCUAGUUAUGUAGCUUGGGGACACUCCACUCUUGUUGGACCCUUUGGAGAAGUGCUCGUGACAACAGAACAUGAGGAGACUACACUAAUAGCAGAGAUUGAUUAUUCAGUAAUUGAGCAGAGAAGAACAUACCUUCCAUUUCAAAAACAAAGGCGAGGAGAUUUGUACCAGUUAGUUGAUGUUGAGAGAUUGAACUCCACAGGGGCCAACUGAGGUGCAUUCCUUGCUGCACCAGAACGAAAUAAUCUAUAAUUGAUCGGUGAUAAGAGAGUGCUCCAUUGAAUGGCUAAAAUGGCACGAUUUGCAUUUUGGUGCUUACGAUGAUCGCUGGUCAAUUAUAAGGCUCAUUUUUCUUCGCUAGCCCUUAGAUUUUGCCUGGAAUGAUGCACCAUUGUGAUGUGUGUGAAACUGCAAUAAAAGCUCAUUUUGUUUUAGAUUUCUUUUCUAGUUUUUCUUUUUGAUAAUAGAGAAAUACCCCGUGCGCUAGCUGGUCCAACCGUAGUUGGUGCACUGGUUUGCAACUCGGGUGAGCAUGGGCCCACCUCUCUACCCUUGUCCCAUAUAGAUACCAUGCUUUAGUCUUUUCUAGUUUCUUUUUUCGUUGGUUCAGUUGAAAUUUUGAUUAUCUGCCCUUUUUGGCUUUUAUCUCCCAUCAAGUGUAUUAUUGCAAAAUGUCAAACAUGCCUUCUACCAA